Molecule: messenger RNA, 2946 nt
Organism: Nomia melanderi (Alkali bee)
Lineage: Eukaryota; Metazoa; Arthropoda; Insecta; Hymenoptera; Halictidae
Biological process (GO): regulation of transcription by RNA polymerase II
Cellular component (GO): nucleus
Molecular function (GO): DNA-binding transcription factor activity, RNA polymerase II-specific; RNA polymerase II transcription regulatory region sequence-specific DNA binding
Source: RefSeq, a predicted model, not a curated record
AUCUUGAAACCCAAGAACGAGAUACUGGAGUGUGACGGGUACGUUUAUUUAGAACCUUCCAAAAUAUUUCCCGCCGAUCAAUUCGUUGUAGUGGAAAGAAGUGGUGCAGACAAUGCGUUGACAGAGACGGAGGGGCCAACGAGCACUGCAUCCAGCCAGCCCACCCCCUCCGUUACUCCCCUGUCAAACAUGUGCACCACUCCUAGUAACGUGGCAACAGGAUUUGGGUAUACCUGGUCCUUUGGUGGGCCAGGUGCUGAAGCCCGGGAAAAUGCACAGGGUGAACUUACCACAAAUAUUAAUUAUGCGGUAAAUAAUAAUCAAGACCAAGGUUCCAGUCAGAAAAUACAAGUUGAUAUUAAACCUCCUAAGAUUGCCAAUAGUACGCAUCGUAGACCAAUGUUCACCAUGAAUGAAACCUGUCAACAGACCCCUACAACGCACCAUGGCCAUACAGCUGGAGCUCAUAAUCAAACGCAUGGCACACUUGUCCGUGUUAAAAAACAUCAUGAUGUAUUUUCAUUAACGUGUGACAAAGGAGGCUGUAAUUGUGAUGCAGCGCAUCCAACGCCCGCACCUUCACUUUUCUCGAACACUUUAGUUUUUACCACAGCUGAUAAGCAUGCCAUGAGUAAGCAUUUCAUGACACCCCUUGGACCAUUACAACUUACAGCAGAAGAGUGCAAUGAAAUUUUAAUGAAAAGAGCAGCAGCUGCCUCGAAUCAAGCCAAUGCAAAUAACGUGGUAACGAGUCAAACAGACAGUACUGCUCAUUUUGGACAUGUUUUAACGCAUGUUAACACUACACAAAUCGAGACAAAGGUGAAGCAGCAACAAGAUAUGGGAAGUCAAGUCCGUGUUCCAAAGGAAAGGCCAUAUUCUUGUUCAGAAUGUGGGAAAUCGUUUCUCCUCAAGCAUCAUCUUACAACGCAUGCAAGAGUACAUACUGGAGAACGACCUCAUGUUUGCGUUCACUGUGGCAAAAGUUUUGCACACAAACAUUGUCUUCAUACUCACCUGCUCCUUCAUAGUGCAGAUCGACCAUACCAAUGCCGUGAAUGUAAAAAGUCUUUUACAUUAAAGCAUCACCUUGUAACGCACACAAGAGUACACACAAGAGAUCGGCCAUUCAUUUGUCAAGAGUGUGGAAGAUCAUUUCCUCUAAAGCGUCACCUAGUGACUCAUAGUAAAUUCCAUUCAGGGGAGAGACCAUUUGUUUGCGAAGAGUGUGGAGAAUCGUUUUCACAAAAGGAUCAUCUCACAAUGCAUUCGCGCUUCCACGGCAGUUUACAUCCCUUUGUUUGUCAUGAUUGUGGUGCAACCUUCCAGAGAAAGUUUGAAUUAGUGAAUCACGGCCGUCUUCAUGGGAGAGUUCCACACUCAUGUACUGUUUGUGGAAAAGAAUUUCUCCAAAAAAGAACACUGUUGGCGCAUAUGCGUUUACAUACAGGAGAAACUCCAUUUGCGUGCACUGUUUGUGGGGAAGCAUUUCCUAGGAAGUCAGACCUUGUUACCCAUUCUAAGAUUCAUAACAAUAACACGAACACAGAUGAGAAGUCGCUUAUGUGCAGGGAAUGUGGAUUGGACUUCUCGAAUCGAGAAGCCCUCACUUUGCACUUAAGGUUACAUUCUGGUGAUCGAACACUUGUUACUGACCUUUGUGGAUUAGCGGCCGCCUUCCAGCAAACUCCUGGACAUUUCCUUACCCCCAACACGUCAACAACUCACCAGAUGAAUGGACCCAUUGGCAAUCCCGGUGUCAGCCAUAUGCACGGUGCAACGCAAACAUCACCACCUGUGGGUACAGGUCCAAAACCAAAACCACACAUUUGUCCUGAUUGCGGUCGUGGUUUCGCACAGAAACAUGGUUUGUCUCAACAUCAACGGCGUCACACGGACGGCAGCUGUCACAUAAGAUCGCACGUGUGUGAUAAAUGUGGCAAGGCCUUCUAUCAGAAGAAUCAUUUGUUACUUCACCAACGCCAACACAUGGAUCCACCGCCAAGUAUACUUCGGCAACAACAGAGGCAAGCUGCUCAAGCUGCCGCUCAGCAGGCACAGCAGCAGCAGCAGCAACAAGCGCAACAACAGCAACAGGUGCAACAGCAACAAGUGCAACAACAGGUACAACAACAACAACAAGUGCAACAGCAGCAGGGUCAACAACAACCCCAGCAGCAGCAACAACAGCCUCAACAACCGCAGCAACAAACGUGUACGGUUGACACAAAAACAAUACAGCUGCAAGCUAUACAGCAACAAGUGCAACAACAAGUUCAACAACAGGUACAACAGAUACAGCAGCAACAGCAGCAGCAGCAACAACAGCAACAAGCGUGCUCUGUGGACACUAAAGCAAUACAGUUAAAUGUCACUAUGUGAGACGAUAUAGAAAGUGGGGACUGGUUAGUCCCUGGAACAAUAGCACUCCCAAAUGCGCACCCUGCUGCCACCCUCUGCACGCACUUCUCUUGUACUAACAUUACACAUUAGAUAUAUUUAUUAUCUCUAGAAUCGAAUACGAAGUAAUCAAUUUUAUUACAAGAGUAUAUAUACAAAGUAUACAUAUUAUAUUCUAAAUAUGUAAGGCUUGUAACAAGAAAAUAAAAAUAACCAUAUAUUAGUGUUUUACAUAUACUUUAUAUAUCAUUUACUCUAGAUAUGUAAAAUGACUAAACAAAUUAGUUGCCUUAAUGAGACGAUGAAUUUUACUGAAUAUAUUAACUAUUGUUUGGUGAACUCUUUUUCUUUUUCAUUUACUUUUAAUUAGUAGGACAUCACUUUAUAAGAAAACGAAUAUUAAUAAACAAACAUAAAACAAAGAAUUAAGUUUCUUUAUGUACUACUGCUUUGUUGUUAUCCUUCAUGCUGUGCUUGUAUGGUGGAAACCGAGAGAAACGUUUGAUCGUGUGAGUGGUCGGUAAAAAUGAGUAUGUAGAAUGAAUA